Pleurotus ostreatus (oyster mushroom) is the source of this 924-nucleotide messenger RNA. It is a transcript of the gene UNG1, whose product is annotated as uracil DNA glycosylase. Gene Ontology annotation, molecular function: uracil DNA N-glycosylase activity. Gene Ontology annotation, cellular component: mitochondrion; nucleus. Lineage: Eukaryota; Fungi; Basidiomycota; Agaricomycetes; Agaricales; Pleurotaceae. The transcript has 9 exons. The record is from RefSeq and is a predicted model, not a curated record. Gene Ontology annotation, biological process: base-excision repair, AP site formation via deaminated base removal; base-excision repair. The coding region runs from base 1 to 924 and encodes 307 amino acids.
AUGCCAAAGGAACCAUCAAUAUCCCAGGUAAAAAGAGUGCAGCGAGCAUCUAUAGAUGCCUACUUCGCGAAGAAACCAGGGGCGCGUUCUGUCAGUACAACUGUUAAAUCUGCUGUGAAGGAGGAGGCGGACGCAUCUUCGAGUAAAGCUGAAGAGGAUGUCUCACCCGUACCAGAAUGUCCUCCAGCAGCGGCUCUUGCAGAAGCCACCAUGGAUACUCUUGAAGAGGCUACCAUGGGAAGAAGUUGGUACGAAGCCCUGAAGAAAGAGUUCACCAAGCCUUACUUCGUUAAACUUAAGAAGGACUUAGCGGCUGAGCAAGCUAGCCAUACCAUAUACCCGGCGCUUCCCAACAUAUAUUCCUGGUCGAGAUUCACUCCGUUGGACUCGGUCAAAGUUGUAAUCUUGGGCCAGGAUCCUUACCAUAACGUGGGCCAAGCGCACGGGUUGUCGUUCUCGGUACUUCCUCCAACGGCUUUGCCCGGGUCGUUGCGCAAUAUAUACAAACAAAUGGCUGACGAUAUCCCUGGGUUCAAGCCACCAACUUCUGGGGACUUGUCGCCACUAGCGAAACAAGGUGUUCUAUGGCUAAAUACAAGUCUCACAGUGCGAGCGCAUGCAGCUGGCUCUCACUCUAAGCUGGGAUGGAGCACUUUUACGGCUGAAGUUAUUCGUGCCGUUAUAUCUAGGAAAUCGUGUCAGGGUGUUGUCUUCCUGGCGUGGGGUCUACCUGCGCAGAAGACCUGCCAAUCUAUCGGAAUUGACAAGGUCAAGCAUCUCGUGUUGAAAUCCGCGCAUCCGUCACCUUUAUCUGCGCAUCGCGGGUUCCUCGGUAACGGUCAUUUCGCGAAGGCCAACAAAUGGCUUAGCGAGAGGUACGGCGAAGACGGCGUUGUCGACUGGGCUGUACUUUGCCGAUCAUGA